Molecule: messenger RNA, 1005 nt
Organism: Westerdykella ornata
Lineage: Eukaryota; Fungi; Ascomycota; Dothideomycetes; Pleosporales; Sporormiaceae
Product: Metallo-dependent phosphatase
Exons: 2
Coding region: 1-1005 (334 amino acids)
Molecular function (GO): hydrolase activity
Source: RefSeq, a predicted model, not a curated record
AUGUCUCUUCCGACUCGUCGCCUCUGGGCAAUCUCUGAUCUUCAUCUCAACAAUCCAAUAAACGCAGAAGAGCUGAGGAAGCUUAAACCGCAUCCUGGUGAUGGCCUUAUAUUAUGCGGAGAUAUAGGAGAGACCCUCAAGGAACUCAAGCUGGCGUUCGAAAUAACCACGGCUCGCUUCCGUUAUGUCUUUUGGACCCCCGGUAAUCACGAACUCUGGUUGUCCACCAUGGACGGUGGUCUUCGAGGUCAGGCAAAGUAUGAGAAGUGUGUCGAAUUAGCCCGCAGUUACGGCGUGAAGACUCCAGAAGAUCCAUAUAUGCUGUGGUUGGGCCGUGGGGAUACCUGCAUCAUCGCACCCAUUUUCACCCUCUACGACUACAGCUACCGACCGAACUAUGUGAGCCGAGAGAGGGCUGUCGGGUGGGCGACGGAAGGAGAUCGUUUGCCGUGCACGGAUGAGUACAUACUGGAUCCCUAUCCAUAUGAAUCCCGGGACGCAUGGUGCGAUGCCUUGGUAGCCAGGUUCGGGAAAAAGCUCGAGGCGGCAUGCGAGGCAUACGGCAUGAAAUACCCCUUGGUCAUUGCGGGACACUGGCCUCUCCGCAGAGAUCUGGUCGACCUGCCGGACCAUAUGGACAGGUGGCACAUGUGGUGCGGGACAACGCAAACCGAGGACUGGCAUACCAAGUACAACGCUAAAGUGGUCGUCAACGGACACAUGCACUGGAGGCGCACGGACUGGAGAGGUAAAACUCGGUUCGAAGAGGUCAGUUUGGGCUACCAAGGGCAGUGGGAACGAUUGAGAAGUGAAGGCAUUACGAUCAAUGACCUGCUACGCGAGAUUCUGCCAGGUCCAAAGCAAAUCCCUCCGGAUGGCCAGAGAAGUACUGUCUGGCUACGUGAAGUAGAACUUCUCAGCCAACCAGGGCCCGCGAGGCAGCGGAAGAAAGAAGAAGAUGUUGAACCCGCCAGAGGCCACGAUGAACAAACCAAAAAGAAGUGA